Wallemia mellicola CBS 633.66 is the source of this 903-nucleotide messenger RNA. RefSeq lists its product as hypothetical. The record is from RefSeq and is a predicted model, not a curated record. NCBI's taxonomy places the organism in Eukaryota, Fungi, Basidiomycota, Wallemiomycetes, Wallemiales, Wallemiaceae. The coding region runs from base 7 to 867 and encodes 286 amino acids. The transcript has 2 exons. Gene Ontology annotation, biological process: nuclear polyadenylation-dependent mRNA catabolic process; nuclear mRNA surveillance; U5 snRNA 3'-end processing. Gene Ontology annotation, cellular component: nuclear exosome (RNase complex); cytoplasmic exosome (RNase complex).
GAGGAGAUGAGCCACUUAUACUCAAAACCAGAAGUUAGCUACGUUAGGGAUGGUCUAUUAACAUCACCAGUCGAGAGAUUAGAUGGUAGACAGUCAGAAGAUUUCAGAUCUAUCGAAUUUGAGAGAGGAAAUCUUCUCAACAGUUCAGGGAGCUGCUUAGUGAGAACUAAAGGUUGUGAAUGGCAGACGAGUAUAAAGUUGGAGAUUGCGGAAGGUGCAGAAGUCAGCUGUAUUGACACUCAAGUAGAUUUCACGUCUUCCACCUUGAACACAUCGAGAAUACCUGAGAAUAUGUCAGCUGGGAUGCUCAGCAAUUUGCUUAGAAAUACAAUUACACUCCCAAUCGAACAGUUUAGGAUUAUAGAUGCAGAUGAGAAAUCUAAGUGGUUUAGAUUGUCGAUAUCGUCCACAUUAGCAACAAUUGAUGAUUCGAGUUAUAGUAAUAUAAUAGAUACGUUAUACCUCAGCGUGUUUAUAUCGUUGUUAGAUGUCAGGCUACCUCACACUCAGCCGUUGAACUAUGAAGAAAACCAGACGGAUUCGCUCAAAAUAGGGAAACAGCAAAGUAAAAAGGGCAUAGAUUUUGAACUUAUCGACUCACACAAGGGUGGUUUCUCACUGGAGGGGUUGAAUGAUAUUCCGUUGUCGAUAACGAUAAAUGUUAUCAAGGGUGUUCAUUUUAUAGACGCGACUUCACUUGAAGACUCAAUAGACGAUCUUAUUUCUGUCACGCUGAUGUUUAAUCAACAGGGCCAGAUCAAGGGCACUCAGCUAAAUGGCAAAGGGGAACUAGAGUACAGCCAGCUUAACGGUGUAAUACAGCAUGGUUCUAGACUGAUAAAAGAUCUAUUUAAACUUGUAGUAUAAAAUUCAUUCCUCGUCCUCAGUUACGCACUGUCCCCC